Loxodonta africana (African savanna elephant) is the source of this 1984-nucleotide messenger RNA. Its product is annotated as core histone macro-H2A.1. Gene Ontology annotation, cellular component: chromatin; nucleosome. NCBI's taxonomy places the organism in Eukaryota, Metazoa, Chordata, Mammalia, Proboscidea, Elephantidae. Gene Ontology annotation, biological process: nucleosome assembly; heterochromatin formation. The coding region runs from base 247 to 1365 and encodes 372 amino acids. Gene Ontology annotation, molecular function: DNA binding; protein heterodimerization activity; structural constituent of chromatin. The transcript is spliced from 9 exons. The record is from RefSeq and is a predicted model, not a curated record.
UUCAAAAAGGAAACCCGGAAAUCAACUUCUCUUAGAAACGCAUCCUCCUACCUGCGCCGUGGCGCUUUUGUGGGAAGGAGACAGUUCUGGCCGCUCCCCAAGCAGUCCCUUCCAGGGGCAGGCCGGCGAGCUGGGCCGGCGGAAGCCCCGCGGCGCAGGCUGGCCAGCCCGGGCCCGGACGCCUGAGAGCUGUUGUGAGCGGAGUUGUACUUGUGUUCUUGCUGACCCAUCUCCAGGGCCACUGCCAUGUCAAGCCGGGGUGGGAAGAAAAAGUCCACCAAAACCUCACGGUCCGCCAAGGCAGGGGUCAUCUUCCCUGUGGGGCGGAUGUUGCGGUACAUUAAGAAAGGCCACCCCAAGUACAGGAUUGGAGUGGGGGCACCCGUGUACAUGGCUGCUGUCCUGGAGUACCUGACAGCGGAGAUCCUGGAGCUGGCUGGCAAUGCAGCAAGAGACAACAAGAAGGGACGGGUCACACCUCGGCACAUCCUGCUGGCAGUGGCCAAUGAUGAAGAACUGAAUCAGCUGCUAAAAGGAGUCACCAUAGCCAGUGGAGGGGUGUUACCAAACAUCCACCCUGAGUUGCUAGCCAAGAAGCGAGGAUCCAAAGGAAAAUUGGAAGCCAUCAUCACACCACCCCCAGCCAAAAAGGCCAAGUCUCCUUCCCAGAAGAAACCGGUAUCUAAGAAAGCAGGAGGCAAGAAAGGGGCCCGGAAAUCCAAGAAGAAGCAGGGAGAAGUCAGCAAGGCAGCCAGCGCCGACAGCACAACUGAGGGCACGCCUGCCGAUGGCUUCACCGUCCUCUCCACCAAGAGCCUCUUCCUCGGCCAGAAGCUGAACCUUAUUCACAGUGAAAUCAGUAAUUUAGCCGGCUUUGAGGUGGAGGCCAUAAUCAAUCCUACCAAUGCUGACAUUGACCUUAAAGAUGACCUAGGAAACACGCUGGAGAAGAAAGGUGGCAAGGAGUUUGUGGAGGGUGUUCUGGAACUCCGGAAAAAGAAUGGGCCCUUGGAAGUCGCUGGAGCUGCUGUCAGCGCAGGCCAUGGCCUACCCGCCAAGUUUGUGAUCCACUGUAACAGUCCAAUCUGGGGUGCUGACAAGUGUGAAGAGCUUCUGGAAAAGACAGUGAAGAACUGCUUGGCCCUGGCAGACGAUAAGAAGCUGAAAUCCAUUGCGUUUCCAUCCAUCGGCAGCGGCAGGAACGGUUUUCCAAAGCAGACAGCAGCUCAGCUGAUUCUGAAAGCCAUCUCCAGUUACUUCGUCUCAACAAUGGCCUCUUCAAUCAAAACAGUGUAUUUUGUGCUUUUCGACAGUGAGAGUAUAGGCAUCUACGUGCAGGAAAUGGCCAAGCUGGACGCCAACUAGGCAGAGGAACUACAGAGCCAGCCCACAUCGCGUCCCCUGCCUCCCAUUUGAAAGAAAGAAAGAAAAAAAAAAAAAUCCCUUCACUCCUGGGAGGCGGGAACCCUUUCAUUUUCAAUUUUGCUCAUCUAGGGAAAAUAAGGUUUUGGUUUUCAGUUUGUUUUUGACCUUCUAAAAUGUUUUUAUGUUAGCACUGAUAGUUGGCAUUACUGUUGUUAAGCACUGUGUUCCAGACCAUGUCUGACUUUAGUGUAACCUAGGAGAUUUUAUAGUUUUAUUUUAAUGAAAAACCCUGAUUGGUGCAGAACAGUGGGAAGAGCAGUGUCUUUCACAUGUGGCAGAAUCCAGGAAGCCCCAUUUUGUAACUGUGUGUUGUGGUGCUUUAUUGUACACCCAGUGGCAUUCUUUUUACUAUAAUGUUCUUUUUUUUUUUUUUUCCUCAAGAAGAAAAGAAAAGUCAUGAAUUUGCAGCAGACCUAACUGUUUUUUUUGGUUAUCGUCUUAAUGAUGUAUUUGGAAAGGAAAGAUUUAAAAGACAGAACAGAACCUGUUGUCCUUAAUUAUAUUUGCAAUUUGGAAUUUGUGUGAAUUGAUUUAGUAAAAUGUUAAACGGUUACUGUGA